Messenger RNA from Plodia interpunctella (Indianmeal moth), 1477 nucleotides. RefSeq lists its product as uncharacterized. The record is from RefSeq and is a predicted model, not a curated record. The transcript is spliced from 2 exons. NCBI's taxonomy places the organism in Eukaryota, Metazoa, Arthropoda, Insecta, Lepidoptera, Pyralidae. Bases 295 to 996 code for a protein of 233 amino acids.
AAAAUGAAACGGAACGCAUAGCGUAAUUAUUGAACUAUUUUAGACGCCGAAAUCGCAUUGAAACAAAACAAAAUACAUACAAAAAUUAAUAAACCUAACUCAUAUCAAUUUCUUCAAUAAUUUAAUUAGCAAUAGUGGCGUUUACUAACAAAUAUUUAAUAAACACUACUGUACCAAUUGUGCGUGAACGGAACGUACGUCAGAACCAUUUUGUAUCUGUGCGCAAGACGUCUUCAUUAGACACGCCAAUACUGUUUUAGAUACAAUCGAAGUAUUUUCAACAUAAUUCUUAGGAUGGAAGACAGUUUAAAUGUGGAUUUGGACCACAUGAUAAGCCUUAUAGAACUCAGGCCAAUGUUAUGGGAUAAAACUAGUGAGGAUUACAAAUCUAGGCACCUGAAAACUGCGGCCUGGCAUGAGAUCUGCGUUUUAUUGUUAGACAACUUUGAAUGCUUGAGUUUACACGAACAGAAUGAAAAAGGAAGAGCGUUAAUAAAAAAAUGGACCAACGAACGUGAAAAAUGGAUGAAAUGGAGACGAAGAUAUGAAAUUUCUGGCUCAAACUCAUGUAAAAAACCACCUUACAGUGACCAGUUGUCAUUCUUAGAAAAAAUAUUUGAACCCAGCACAUCCAAUAAUGACGCGGCUGAUACAGAAGCUGAUCAAGAUGAAGAGAAACCAGCAAAAUCUUCAGCCGAAUACGAAAUGCCAGAGUUUGUCAGCACUAGUUGUCAACCAGAUAAUUCUCAUUCUCAAAGAACCCGUUCAGCGAAGAAAAGGAGAUCGUUAGAUGAAUAUGAAAUUGAAUUGAAUUCAGUGAAACCAACGUCAUCACCAGCAUCUUUUGGUGAAACACCUAUGCUGUCAUUUUUCAGGGGUAUACUGCCAUCUUUAGAAGAAUUUGAUGCUGACGAACACUUAGAUUUUCAAAUUCAGACAUUAAGUUUAAUUCGAUCUAUGAAAAAAGAAAAAAGACGAAAAAUUGAGAACUUUUAGAAUACACGAAAUACUUCAGAAAUUGGUAAUCUGGUUUUAAAAAAUAAACAAAAAUUGUAUUGUAAGUAAAUCAACAAAGUACUCGUAUUUCAAUAUAGUUUAUUUAAUAACUAUCUAGAAUCACUGUUCUCGUCGACAAUUCAGGCAUGAUUGAUAUAAGAAACCAUAUAAAUUUCGUAUUUAUAAUACUUGUUACUAAAAAGCAUACCUACUUGUAAAUGAAAAAAUAAGCGAUGGCAUGCAGUUUACGAGUGAUGGCUUCAGAAACCGCUUAUCAUCAUGAAAAUGUGUUCGUUCGAUAAUUGGCAUAUUUGAUCACCUAACGUGUUACUAAUGUGCCAAUCACAUUCCUUGUUUAAUGAAGUAUUUAAGUUAACUCGUGAUCGUUAUUGCAAACUCGUGACUACAAAAUAAGACCUAAUCCUUUGUUGUAUUGUGUCCUAUGUGUUCGAUUUAUUAUAGUGAGCUUUAAAAGUCCAAA